This is a messenger RNA of Meloidogyne enterolobii, 925 nucleotides long. The record is from the annotation of a GenBank genome assembly. NCBI's taxonomy places the organism in Eukaryota, Metazoa, Nematoda, Chromadorea, Rhabditida, Meloidogynidae.
CCACGUCCUCUUCCACUUCCUCUUCCUUCUCCGCCUGCUCCUCACCUUCCGCCAUCACAUCUACAAAUACAGCAACUACAGCAAAGGCAGCCCAAUUAGUACGUUUAAUGACACAAAAUGGAAGUAUAAUUAGCGAUAAUAAUAAUGCCUCUAUCGGUGGGCGCGGUAAUGAAGGAGACGGUAAUCAAAAAAAUAUUGGCAAAUACAACAAUUUAAAUAGUAAUAAAAAUAACAACUCGAGAAUAAAUAAUGAAAAAAUGGUAAAUAAAUAAAGUUAAAAAAGUUAAGAAAAAGAGUGAUAAUUUUGAUAAAUUUAAAGAACAAAUUUUUUAAACGGCAAUUUUUUAUAAAGUCGAAACCCCUCACAAAUUAUUUACAUAUUAUAUAGUUCAAAAUACUUUUUUGUUUGGCCACUAUGGCUGUCUCGGAUUAAGAAAAAGGUGUGGUCGGGUUUCGGAUUGAUGUUUCAAAAAUUUUUUCGGACAGUUUCGAAUUUCAAGUCGAAAAAAACGCAUUCCUAUUGGCCAUUGGAUGUAAGAGCUACAUAAACGAUACCCACUCUUUAAGAUAAAUUCAUUAUAAGUUGUGAUUUUUUAAGUUAAUAGGGGGUAUCUAAAUUUCGAAAUUACCCUUUUCUUUAAAGGUAAGAACACCACCUUCUUUAAUUUCUGGUAUGUCGAGUACAACAGAUGCCAGUAUUGGAACUAAAACAACUAAUAGUUCAUCAGAAGGCUCUUCUUCUUUUUCGGGUUGGAUUAUUUAAUAAGUUUUUUCAACCAAAAUUUUCUAAAAGAAUAAAGUACAGUAAUAUAAGCAAUGAGAGAGACUUUACCGUAACUUUUGAGUUUAUUCAUUUGAUUCUGGUCGGUUCCGUACAAGGCGAUUUUCUUCCAAGGGCAAUCUUGUAUCAUUUUUUAGAACUACC